AUGCCGGAGACCAGUAGAGCAACGACGACCCACCGGCGACUUCUGCUGUUCUGUUUUCUUUCUUCUGUGCUCUGCCUUGUUCUCUCUGAACCAGUCGAAGGAGAAGAAGCAGAAGACAUCAGCAGGUCUCAUUUCCCAGAUGGGUUUCUCUUUGGCACCACUACUUCUGCUUACCAGAUUGAAGGAGCUUAUCUUGAAGAUGGAAAGGGUCUCAACAACUGGGAUGUCUUUUCUCAUGUUCCGGGCAACAUUAAGGAGAAUGGCAACGGGGACACUGCUGACAAUCACUACCAUCUUUUCUUGGAAGAUAUUGAAUUGAUGCAUUCGCUUGGAGUGGAUGCAUAUAGAUUCUCAAUCUCAUGGACCAGAAUUUUACCCAGAGGGAGAUUUGGUGAAGUAAAUCCAAUGGGGAUCAUGUUCUACAAUCGUAUCUUAGACCAUCUUUUACUUAAGGGGAUUGAGCCAUUUGUGACAAUACACCACCAUGACAUCCCACAAGAACUUGCGGAAAGAUAUGGGGGAUGGCUCAGUCCUCUGAUGCAGGAAGACUUCGUGCAUUUUGCCAGAAUUUGCUUCGAGAGUUUUGGGCAUAAGGUGAAGUAUUGGGUGACCAUCAACGAGGCAAACCUGUUUGUGGAAAUGGCCUAUAUUAGGGGAUGGUACCCACCAUCUCAUUGUUCUCCUCCAUUUGGAAACUGUUCGGCUGGAAAUUCCAACGUGGAGCCUCUCAUUGCUUUGCAUAACAUGAUAUUGGCUCAUGGCAAAGCGGUUAAGAUUUAUCGCCAAGAGUUUCAGGGAAAGCAAGGUGGUUCCGUUGGAAUAGUUGUGCACGCAAUGUGGUAUGAGCCACUAAGAGCCAAUAACGAGUUAGAUCAGCAAGCUGUGACUAGGGGGUUAGCCUUCGGUGUGGGUUGGUUAUUAGAUCCCUUGGUAUAUGGAGAUUAUCCUUCCGAAAUGCGCCUGUUCCUUGGAGAUGCACUGCCAAGGUUCACAGUUGAUGAAAUCGACUAUGUUAAAGGAAGCAUAGAUUACAUUGGUAUCAACCAUUAUUUAACACUGUAUGCAAAAGACUGCCUCCAUUCUUCCUGCCCUCCAGGGGGGUCAGAUCAUGCUAUCAGAGGCUAUGUUUACUUCACAGGGGACCGUGAUGGGGUCCCGAUAGGACAACCGACCGCGAAUCCAGGGUUCUUUGUGGUUCCAGGAGGGCUUGAGAAGACUGUUAACUACAUGAAACAAAGAUACAAUAACAUGCCCAUGUAUGUUACUGAAAAUGGAUAUGCCCCACCACCAGAUGAAGCUGUGCAGCUGCAGCAAAUACUGCACGAUGUCAAACGAAUCAACUACCACAAGUCUUACCUUGCUGCUGUUGCUAGCUCCAUAAGGGAUGGAGCUGACGUUAGAGGAUACUUUGCGUGGAGUUUGAUGGACAACUUUGAGUGGGUUGAUGGGUAUACAUUGAGAUACGGAUUGUAUUAUGUCGAUCGUCGGACACUGAAACGUAUCCCCAAGAUAUCUGCACUCUGGUACAGAGAUUUCCUCGCACAUUCUUCUGGCAAUGCUCUUGGCUUAGCAGAAUACUACGGGAGACUAGAGCAAGAUUUAAGAGUUGCUGGACUGGAAGAUCUAUAAAAACUGUUAAAACAGUGAUUAUUAGAAGAUGAUACAUAAGCCUUGUGGUUAGUUUGUAUCUGCGCCCGCAGGCAACUGUGAAUUUUAAACCAUUGUUGUAUACAAAACCACAAGCACUUUUUCUUCUUUCAAGUGUUCGUCAUUAUUCUAUCGGUUGGCAAAAUGUUCUUAUGGCAAUUGUAUUGUAUUUAUCAUGAUUGUAUUACAAUAUUUAAC
This is a messenger RNA of Linum tenue, 1845 nucleotides long. NCBI's taxonomy places the organism in Eukaryota, Viridiplantae, Streptophyta, Magnoliopsida, Malpighiales, Linaceae. The record is from the annotation of a GenBank genome assembly.